AUGGGUGUGGUGAUGGGGAAGGAUGAGAAGGUGAAUAUCCCUCAUCAGUACAUGAAGUUGGCGAUGGAUUUGGAGAAGCUUCGGAAUUACCCAUGGGGUUUGCAUUCGUUUGAUUUCCUUCUGAAGCAAAUUGAUAAAACAAGGCAUAAAUUGGAGCAGAAAGAGGGGUAUCUGAUGGAAGGAUUCUUGUUUGGUUUCCAAAUUUGGAUAAUGGAAGCUGUUCCUGCUUUAGGAGAGAUUUGUGGCACAAAAGGGAUUUUGCAUUCAUUCAUGGAAUCCAACAUAGAUGGAGUGGUCCUUUUGGCAACUGAUUUUGUACAGAAGGAUGAGAAGAAAGAUGAAAGAGUAGAUCGCAUUUUGGAUAUGAUCAAUAGCAAACAUGAUUGGAACAAUCAUGUUUGGGGAGUAAAAGAAGUUACGAACUCUGAAUUUGAGGAAUCUGGCGAAGAGAAAGGAGAGGAUCAAACAGCUGAUACUGAGAGAGGUGAAAAUAGUCAUGUUGCAGGGAAUGUUGAUGGCACAUCUGAUGUUUCGGGAAGAAACAAGAGAAAGCAUGCAGACCGAGGAGCAAAGUCAAGGAAGAAGAAUGUUUUGUGCCACCUAGCUGCUUCAUCAAAAGGGAAUAUUGACACAGAUAUGAAAAACUUCUUGGAGGAUCUGGUACAAGCUUCUUUUACUACUUUUGGGGAGAAAUUCUGUCAGCAGUUCUCGGACAGGUUGGGAAAGAUUGAGACUGAGGUUACACAACUCAGGACAGCUUCGGAGAGAACUGAGCAAUUUGAGACAGGUGUAACCGACAGAUUGGGAAAAAUUGAGGCUGAGGUUACACAGCUCAGGACAACUUUAGUGGUGACUGAAUUGGUGGGAAAGAGUGAUCAAGCAAGCGGUCCUAGCAUGACCAAAAUCAACAGUGGUCCUAGCACCAGCAAAAAAGGCACUGCUCCAUCAAAGAAAAAGGCAAUAAAAAACCAAGAGUUAAAGACUGCUGAUUCGUGUGUCAAUUUACCUCGUGCAAAAGUUACUCAAUCAUCAGCCAGUGAUCUUCGUAUGGGUACACAAGAGUUUUUGGAAAGUUGCAUGAAGAACCUUCCAUUAGACACAUUUGUGAAAGGUUUGAAUCCUUCUCAAGCUAAAGUCGAAGAUUCAUUGGAUUGGUUGGAACUUCCAAAAUCAUUGAAGAAGCCAACAGAUUCAUUGGACCUUCUAAAAUCAUUGAAGAAGCCAGCGGUCCGAUUAGAUGACCGAGAUAUAGAGCUAGACGGCGAAGAUUUCCCUGAUCGCUGCUUGGUAGCUAUACAGAUUGGUCCUUCUAUGUUAGACGAUGAUCUAGCCGGACGUAUUAUGUCUGCCAGCAGUUGGCUUAAAAACUACGAAAUUGAUGCUAUAAUGUAUGUUUUUCGGGAAAGGACAACAUUGAAACGAUGGAACGUAGACCGUGUUGCUUUCAUGACAUGCGUCUUCAGCGACCUCAUUGCUAAGGAUUACCAGAAUUUCUGUAAGGGUAUUAAGAAAUACACCAUGGAUCCAUUAUUACUUCAAUACGGUAAAGGUGAACUGCCUUCCCAUGGAAGAACACGGAUGUUGUGGAAUGUCGAUGUGGAUCGGAUGUACGUUCCUGUCUGGGUCAAUUGCAACCAUUGGAUUGCUUUAUGCAUCAGUUUUGUGACUAGGAAUAUCCAGGUGUUUGAUUGCGGGGGUAAAAAAAAAAUCAAGGAAGUGGAAGCUUUCGCGCAGCUUAUUCCUCGGAUUGUCAAGGCUGUGCAGUCAUUGACAAUACAGAAGCAUCUCCACAUCACUCCGUACAAUGUUUCCUAUGUACCUAUGAGUGGUCUUAACCGACUUCAAUGUCAUUGUGGUGUGUACACUAUAAAACACAUCGAAUGCCACGUGCUUGGGUUGGACAUAUCUAUGGUGAGUGAUGAGAACAUCUGGGGAGCUCGGAUAAAGAUUUUGUGGGAUCUAUGGGAAGCAGCUAAUGAUCUAGAACUGAUUGAGAGAAUGUCAAAGUAUGAGCCUAUUAAGUGUAGUAAGCCUGCCGAGUAUGUUGAGAUUGAUGAUUUAUGA
Molecule: messenger RNA, 2064 nt
Organism: Brassica napus (rape)
Lineage: Eukaryota; Viridiplantae; Streptophyta; Magnoliopsida; Brassicales; Brassicaceae
Exons: 5
Coding region: 1-2064 (687 amino acids)
Biological process (GO): proteolysis
Molecular function (GO): cysteine-type peptidase activity
Source: RefSeq, a predicted model, not a curated record